This is a messenger RNA of Plectropomus leopardus (leopard coralgrouper), 1792 nucleotides long. RefSeq names its product tumor necrosis factor, alpha-induced protein 1 (endothelial) (gene tnfaip1). Gene Ontology annotation, cellular component: Cul3-RING ubiquitin ligase complex. Lineage: Eukaryota; Metazoa; Chordata; Actinopteri; Perciformes; Serranidae. The record is from RefSeq and is a predicted model, not a curated record. Gene Ontology annotation, molecular function: protein binding; ubiquitin-protein transferase activity. Gene Ontology annotation, biological process: proteasome-mediated ubiquitin-dependent protein catabolic process; negative regulation of Rho protein signal transduction; protein ubiquitination.
UCGAAGAAGAAGAAAGGGGAGGAUAGAGUAACUUCACAUACUUUUUUAACACCUCAAAUCUUGACAUUUUGUUGUGGAUUUCCAUCUAACGGCGAUAAAACCAAAGUUAGGCAGUCACACGGUUACCGUACAGCACGCGAAGACGGCACUGAGAUCGGAAUGAUCUGGGGCAGUGAGAGGUUGUGGCGGCCUCAUCAGUAGCUGUCACCACGGCGGGGGACCUUCGGACCUCCGUCUGCAGGGUGGUCAUCUACCUCCAAAGGGACAUGUCCGGGGACAGCUGCCUGCCCCAGCAUCACACCUCCACCUCCUCAGCCCCUCCUCCUCCUCCUCUGGCCUGUCCCAAGACCAAGACCUGCAGUUAUCGAGGAGCGGUGGGCCUGGGCAACAAGUAUGUCCGCAUCAAUGUCGGCGGGAACCUGUUUUACACAACGCUGCAGGUGCUGACCAAGCAGAACUCCAUGCUGAAAGCCAUGUUCAGCGGCAAGAAGGAGGUUUUCACGGAUAAAGAUGGUUGGAUCCUGAUCGACCGCAGCGGGAAACACUUUGGCAGCAUCCUGUGCUUCCUACGUGACGGCACAGUCACCUUACCCAAAGGGCGCCAGGCUGUCCAGGAGCUGCUCGCCGAGGCAAAGUAUUACCUCGUCCAGGACCUGGUGGAGCUUUGUCAAAACACCCUGCAGGGAAAUAAAGAGCAGCCCCUGUGCACCUCCAGCAAGGAAGAGGAGCGGCUCAUCCAGUCCUCCACAAAGCCUGUGGUGAAGCUGGUGUACAACAGAAGCAAUAACAAGUACUCCUACACCAGUAAUUCGGACGACAACCUUUUGAAGAACAUCGAGCUGUUCGACAGGCUGUCUCUCAGCUUCAAUGGACGCGUCCUCUUCAUGAAAGACGUGAUCGGAGACGAGAUCUGCUGCUGGUCCUUUUACGGUCAGGGCCGCAAGCUGGCCGAGGUGUGCUGCACCUCCAUCGUCUACGCCACGGAGAAGAAGCAGACCAAGGUGGAGUUUCCUGAAGCUCGUAUCUACGAGGAGACUCUGAACACGUUGCUCUACGAGACGAUGCCGCUGCCAGACAACUCCCUGCUGGAGGCCACGCGUCGCAGCUACAACAACUGCGGCUCUCACAGUGAGGAGGAAGACGGGCCCGGCGGAGCCGAGCUUCGCGAGCGCGUGCGUCGAAUCCACGUCAAGAGGUACAGCACGUAUGACGACCGACCGCUGGGACACUGAGACUGAAACCGCAAAUUUCGGCAGAUUUCGGCUUUUCACAUCGAUGAUGAACAUUAAGACAUGAAAUCUGUUGAUGCCCAAACGUUUCUCCUCUGAGUAGUUUUAUUAUCUUACUUUCUUUACCACUAUCUUAAAAAAAAAGUCCAAACUGUGGCCUCGAUGUAACUGCAUCGGACUUUGUUCUCUAGAUAGUCGUGGUGUUGUCUGCUCUGUCCAUCAUAAUUUAUUUAUGAAUUAUUAUCAAAGGACUGAGAGCAAUGCUUCAAAUAUCUGGAGAACUCUAGUUUUUAUUAAAUGUAGAUCAGUAGUGGAGGAAAAAAAUCACUGAUAUGCACUAUUUCUUAGAAGAAAUCUUGUUACAAUCAUAGCGCUUACAUCAGCAGGAGAGCAUGUUUCAUAUUUAUAGAUUGUAUUUUUCAUAAACACAUUUAUGACAGCCUGUUGUUUGCCAAAAAUGCACCUGUUACAGUUUUUCUGAAUUAGUGCCUCUAACAUGUUUUAAUGCAGUUUACCGCGAUGCCUUUUUUCCAGCUGUGAAGAUAAAAGUUGUUAUUCGACUA